CAUAGUACAAAGACACUAUAUUUAUGCUCGGAUAGUCAGGUUUGUAUUUUAUUUUUUGGAAAAUGCAGUGUGAUAUAAACACAGACUAUAUAUGGUGUUAUCUCCAGACAUUGUUGUUUGAAUUUUGCGUGGCCAGAAAGAUUUUAUUUUCUCUUGUCACCUUAUUACCUUACUAGUCAUUUAGAGCGAGCCUCGAACAAAACAACGAAAAUGACUAGAGUAUACUGAUUUUAAACCUUGAGGCAUGAAAAAUAGGUUUAAAAUAUUUUGCUACUUACGUGGUAUUAUAUUAGCAAAACCUCAUGGUACAAUAUUUCCUUCUUAUCAUCAACACCUAUUUAAUUCCAUUUACAUAUUGGUUUUACAGACAUUUGUUUUAUCAUCGUUUUCGCUCUGCCGAGUGGAAGGCACUAAAAAAGAUUCUUCUUUCUUGCGUCUUGCAUGUGGAAGCCAUUUACUUUGCCCUCAAAAUUUCGCAUGAACGAUUGUUUUUAUAUUUUAAUAAAUGGCAUUUCCGCAGCUCUUCAGUUCUGCAGGCGUAAAUGUUUGUCCUAGUUGAAGUUUUUAACACCCUUGGUGUAUUCAGUGAUUUUUCUCAAAGAAGAAACAUUUGAGCAUUUUAACAUCUUUUAACGAUCGGUGGCGAUGAACUUCUAAACAAUUAGUGGUAUAUUACAAUUCAUUUCACAAAUCUCCUUGAAACCGAAGCAAAAAUAUCAUUCAAGGUUUUAAGGAAGAAACAUGAUUCAACGUUUAGAACUUCAGUAUCAAAAUCGUCACAUUUUCUAAUAUAAACUUAUUUCACGGUGCGUCACUUUCCGUGCCAGCGUCGAAAAACCGGACGACAUCCAUUAUUCUGAUUUUCAGUUUUUAUUGUUCAGUUGUCUUUCAGCUUCUCAUGUUUAUGAAAAGAGUUAAAAAUAAUGCAUUAGAAGGGAAUAAAUUCUUUGUCUUUUGUUGCCAGGUUCAUUUGUCUUGACCAAUAAAAUGCAAGCUACCGUCACUGUGUUAAACACUCAAUUUAUUCAAUCAUAGAAGAUAGCCUAGAAAUCUCUUUAUCGUGUGAAGAAGCACUUUGCCUCCAGCUAAAAUAUACAGUAGUACGAACAACUUUACCAAGCCUGCUAAGUUCAAACCAUUCUCUUUGAAACAUAGCAGGAAACAUGCAGCACUGAAGAGAUAAUAGUCAGGAUAUCAGCCUUAAUUACUAAAAAUAAAUUGGCUAAAGAAAAACAUGACUUGAAACACCUGUAUACUUUCACCCCACUUUCCCACCCCCUCCUCCCCCAAAUAUCCAGGUUAUCUGGAUAUGGAAUGAAGCGACCUUCCCUGUUUUUGAAAUUUUCUCUCGCCGAUACUCAUUGUUAACAGUCUAUUUGAAUAAUCGCAUUAGGGCAAUACAUGCCGCUUUUUCCCUGAAAAACAGAUCCCAACAAAAACCGGGCCAAUAGCCAGCGCGUGGAGAACUUUUUUCAUAACUCAUAACUGUUUUAUAACUUCAAGGAAUGUCUUAUUUUCCGACCGUAAAGAGAACGUUUGGAGAUAGCUGUUGACAUCAGGCUUUAAAAAGGUGACGUUGAACUUUCAGUUUUGACGUUGGUUUUCGUUUUUAUUUUUUCUAGUUUGUCAUCAUAGUAAAAAACCAAUCGCCUUUUAAUUAAAACACUUCCUUAUCAAACUGAAUGUAGCUUUAAGAAGGAAAUUGUUUCGACGCUAGAUUGUGGCGAUUUGGGGUUAUUUGCAUUUGCCAGAUGGAAAACGAAGUUAUAAUUUCAUUUUGAUUUCAAGGAAGGAAUCAUCGUAAGAAGAAAAUUUUACGGAAUAUUAAUAAUAAAGAGAAGCUAGUCCGAGAGAAUUGACAAAAGUGCAGGUUACUUAAACAAUAACUUAAUGCAUAUAGGUAAUCUUUAAUUCUCAAGCGCUCAAAAUGUGAUAAUGCGGUCAAAACUCCCACGUUUUUUAUAUCAGGGCCGCACACCUUCUUUAUUCCACUUGAUAGAAUUAUACGGACCUCUGUAUCAUCCCAACUCAUUUUGAUAAAUAAAAAGAAAUAAUUGAAGGCAGGUCACGUAGUAAACAAAUUAAGAUUCGACCCCUUGAUAUCAUUCUGACGUCGAGACUCUGCUUUGACGCACGAAAGUAACUCACUGGAACUUCUUCAAGAUUCACACUUUUCUUGUAAGCGGUUUUCUAGAAAAUAGUAUCUGUAAUCUCAUGUUAUAAUGAAGUGGAUUAAUACGCUGCCUUUACUAAAACCCUUCAUAUAACCCAGUAUAUAAUCUUAUUAGAUACGUUAAGGCACGUAAUUUAUCCUUAUUACGUACAUCCCAGCGAAGUCUCUUUUUUUCUUCGACCCCAUUAAAACUCUUUCUUAUCAAAUGCGUUGGUUUAUCGCUAGCAUUUUCAGUUAUUAUUGUUUGUUUCGUGCCGACAACGAAAUUACGGAAAAUCAAACGUGUUUUAUUCUUUUUUACUGGCCAGUCGUGGUUGUAAACAUAAACCGCUACAUCAUUAGCCGGAAAAAAAUGUUAAAAACAUGUACCGACGGUGCCAAAUCAACUGCGUAGCGUAACGUAAAUGAGACAUUAAGAGCAAACAGCUUCUUUUGUAUUGUUUUCUCAAUUGUAUUAAAGCCACAAUUCAAAUUCUCUCGACCUACGCAUGGUCUUGUCCAAUCCGUGAACCAUCGCAGCUUUCUGAAAUGCAAAUGUAAACUCAAGCAUUUUCUUCCCAAAGUGGAGCUGUUAUCCCGCGUUCUUUAUUCGCAAAAGAGAUGAUUGCAGGCAUAACAAUGAUGAUUGUGUACUCUUAAGUUCUAGGGUUAUUGUCUGACGAACUAAAGAAAAGUGAAAUUUUAAUCAGACAGACUGUUGGAUGUCCAAAUUUGCAUGUGUCGUAUAAUAGCUUUUCAGGUACUAUUCCCUUUGUUUUUGGAGCUGACGACCAGAUAUAAACAAGGCCUUGAACUUGGGAGACUGUAAAAACAACAUCUUCCACUCUUAAAAAUCUUCAAACUUUUCUUUGUGUAACGGACUAUACCUUCUGACUUCAUGGGCCAUAAUCAAGGUAUGUCUUAAGGCUGAGAAAACACAAAAACAAGCUAUGUUUAGUGUACGUUGUUUCAUAAGUUUUCUGUCUUACAUACACUUACUACAACGAAUUAUUUGCAAGACACAAGUGAAACUACCGCUGCAACCGCGGAGAUCUUUUUUUCAGUGUUUUAUAACUGCCUGAAAUUUAGUGGUGAAAUUUUAAAAAGUGAACUUGUUGCCUUAAUACAGGUAGUAUAAAGCCUCUAGAAUUAGCCUAAAGGAUUAUAGCAUCGUAGAGCGAUUUGAAUGUAAACCGUGGGAAUAACGUUAGAAAACAGGUUGUCGGCCAAGAUUGUUUUCAUUUGAUUUUGAAGCUGUAAGAAAAGUAGUAAGUAAUCAAAUCUUGGUCUUACUUAACCGAUGAAAUUUUUACCAAAAAUCGGUUCAUAGACUGCAAUAACUAGUCGUGUGGGUAUCGAUCGGUCUGAACCUAACAAUUUAACUCAUCGGUGCAUGAUAAACAUCGAAUUUCUCCUUAACUGUAUUCAUCGAUGGGAAAACGGAUAAGUUUUGAUAGGAGCCCAUCAAAGUUGAUGGGCUCUUGGUUUUGACUAGCACAAGCCAACUACAGGCAACAAAACCGAUCAACAGGAGGUACAUGAUCCUAUCGCUAGGGGUUCUUACGACAGACUUUAGUUCGUAAAGUUAUUAGAAAACUUAUAAACAUUUUGUUUGAUCAGCAGAGUUCGAAUAGUAAAUUGGUUAGUGUAAAAAGCCCUUGCUUUAAGUGUUCAGACGUUUUUCCAGUAGUGGGGGUGAUAGUAGAUGAUAAACUCAGAACUCAACCAAAGUUCUGACGUACUUAUCAGUUCCCUGUGUGCACCAUUGCACGUGUCCUACCAAUACAAGAACGAAAAACAGUGAAGUAGAGUAUUCCAGAAAGCUAAGUUUCUUCUACUAUGUCUAUGGCUGUUUAUUCUGAGAGCCAAGUAGUCUACAUGAGACUUACGUGAAUUCCUAAGGCACAGCCAUUCUACUCAGAGGCGGAUCUAGAAAAUUCAGAAAUGUGUGACACUUUCCCGCUUGCAAGCUAUUUAGAUGCUUUUUAUUUUCUCAGAAUUAUAUAAAAAUAAUACAAAAUUUCAAACAAAAAGGGGUGACCGCGACCCCCUCGGCCAGCCCCUAAAUCCGCCCUUGCUAGUGAGCAGUUCUAUCCUGUGGUACUGUUUAUAAUGCUGAGUACAAGGUGUUCUUAGGUAUUCUUAAUUCUGUGGCAAAUUUCAAAACUGUGAACAUGCAAAACUUUUCGCUGGUACUUUGAGUACUUAUAGAAGUAUUUUUUUUGGCGCGCACGUUUUAAUAACUGGAGCUCGAGCAGCUGUACACAUACGAGUGUGUUCUUUAACCGUCAAGUCGCGAAAACCAUACCAAAUCUCAGACCGCAGUGGACAACAAACUAGAGAAAUCCGUAACAACAAAUUCCAGACCAAAAUGGCGCAAGCAUCAUACCCUUUGGGACGCACACACAUACAGAGUUUCCAAAGGAGAACAACGCCCCCUCCCCCCCCGCUUCCACUCGGGAGAAUUUUUUACCGCUGCCGUAUUGUUGUAGCCCACGUCGCUGGUGGGGGGAUCGGGGUACUUUUUUGGCCGCGGAGCUUCGCUAGCAGUGACUUGGUCCUAAUGUUCUAUCGGCUCCGCGGCCGAAACAAAAGCACUCGCUCGAUUCUUUGCAUUACUGGUCCGCUAAUCCCAACAGCUAGGCAGGCUGGUAUUAAUGUAAAUAAAAAUAAUUCAAAAUGAAUGUUGCUCCGCAAGUUUGUCAGCGGAACAACCCGCAAAAACCAAACCGACGGCUUAAUUUUUAAUGACCAGGUUUUAAACACCUCAAUUGUCAUAAAUAGUCCGAGUGUUUUCCAAAAGAGAUAACGGGUAGAUAUUUACGACAAUGUAUAACAACGAGGAAAAAUCACAAAAGUAAAGAACGAAAUAUCUUAGGGAAGGUUCGUAGAAUGAACUUAGUAGGACGAUAUUGGCUCCAUUCCAUGCAAUAAACACCAGCUCACUGAAAGCUGGAAGUGAUUGCCCUAAACAUCUAUUGUCUGAAAGGAACGUUUUGACAGGUAACGUGGAAAACGUAAGUAUAAACAGUUGACUGUGGAGGCUCUUUCGUUUAGUCGUUUCCCUGUAACUACAUUUAGUAGAUCGAAGGAAGUUUGAGUUGGUACUGAAAUUUGAGGUCAUCUAACCAGUUCUCUGAAAAUUCUUUAAACAAUUUCAUAACUAAGGUUAAAAAACGGCUCUAAGUUGGUACAGUUUCCUAACAAAUUCAUUUCGAGAAAUGAUCUCUUCUUUACAGCUGUGUAUUUAAGUCACUUUUCAUUGUAUACAAUCCUUGACCAUUCACUUACGUCAUUUUAUACGAGUAUAUAAGAUGUCAAACAACUGCUUCUCAUCACUCACUUUUGUAGACUUGUAAAAUGAAUUUAAUUUUGAAAAAAAAUGAAAAUAUUUGAAACCCAGAUAACAUGCAAACGGUUUUCCUUUCAAAGUAAAUAAAUAAAAGGAACUAGUUUAAAAGCAGCGAGCAUAACGUAAAGAUAACUGCUUUUCAAUAGUUGAAACCUCAACCCAUGAUGAAUUAGACAUGCCCAAGGACUUAUCAGUGCUAACCAAACUCUUGGGCUCCAGCAGUUAUCCGAAAAUACAGUACCACAGUUUCCCUUUUGUGUUUCUCAAAGUCUCUGUUCUCAAUUUUUACUUCUUAACAUCAUAAGUUAUCGUACCAUCCAACGUCAAGAGAGAGGGGAAAAAAAAUUUCUCUUCUUUGAAAUUCUCAGAAUUAAGUUCUGGUUCUCAAGACCCGAUACAUUGAUUUUUGCAAAGUGAGUAAGUGACUAUAGUUUCGUUAGCUUGCUUACUUUAGGGGGGGUAUUAAAUAUAAAGGAGGAGGUGGAAAUUGAUGAGUGUUGUACUGAUGUAUGCAUGCACCUAUAGUUAUACUUAAAGUAUCUUAAAAUGAUGAUAACUUUUGUGGUUCGUUUUUAGAAAACUAACAUAGAUUAAGUCUUUGACAAGACGUAAUGAGAUGUUAUAAGCCGUAUUGCAUAACUACUUACUACUAUGACUGUCUCCUGCGACGGCGCAAUGGACUAACAUGAGGGCGUCAAUGGGGUGGUGGGGUGGUAGCUUUGACGGUUGACGGUUAAGUUUUUCCAAUUUUGACGGUUAGCGGUUACAUCUUAGAGUUUUUGACGGUUGACGGUUAUUAAGUACAAACUUACUCCAAGUAUAAUUAUUUAUUUAUUUAUAACAACUUUAUUUGUAAUAAUCAAUACAAAAAGGCUGCCAUCAGGGAGGAACUGAAUCCUCAUGUAAGAUGACCCCCUAAAAAUAUCUACAAAGCUAUUAAGGAAAUAUAAGUCAGAUAAAAACUAUUAUAAUGUAAGGAGAAAUGUAAAAGAUAUCACUAAAAUAUAUCUAUUGAUAAUGGAGUUAUUAAAAAUUAUCUGAUUAUCAAAUUAAAUAUGCAAUCGCAACAAUUAACUUUUGUGUCUUACAGGUUGUCUUGGCCUUCCGCUUUUAAAAUUUCUAAAUAUUUUCAGAUAUAAGCAGGUUGUAAGGUUUUGUAAUGUCUAAAGAGUGUGUUUCUGAGAACAUGGAAACUGAGUUUUCCAGUUAAGAGAUUCUUCAGAAGGCUUGGAGUCCGUGAAGAUCAGCUAAAAUAAUGAAAAUUAAGAUACCUUAAAGCCUUUUGACGGUUAAUAUUAACCUGUGACGUUUGACGGUAAAAUAUAACCUUUUUUGUCGACUGACAGUUAAAUUUUAGGCCGUUUGACGGCUGACGGUUAACCCCAUUGAGACCCUCUAACAUGAAAACAUAGGCUGAAAUGACUGACUACUAGUUAGGCGGCAGUGCAUAACUCCCAUUGUUAUAUAGCUGGAAAUUUCUUCUCACAGCGCGCACGGGGGCGGGAGGUACUUCCUUAUAAGAGUCUAAUGGGUAUGUGCCGCUGGUUACUUCGAGGUCACAUGACAUCUAACAAUGAAACUGUUUCCCGCCAAAAUCUCUGGGAGGGCAAAAUUGCAAAAAGUGACGUCCGAGGGUAACAUUGCGAAUGUUGACUAAUGAUCGCCGUUACAGCGAGGUUUAAUGAAUUUUCAGCUUCAAAAUUUCCAGCUAUAUAACAAAUCACUUAAAGACUGGUGAGGUCUCUCGGGAAACAGUAACCUCGUGACCAGUCAUUAAGUGUUUAUUGUUUCGACCCAAAACCUAUGAAAUUGUUAUGUUUCUUUUAUAAUUAAACAUCGGCUUGUGGGCGACCUUUCCUUUACAUAUUACUGAAUCCGAUUCUAAGAUCGUUUUCAACUGAUAAAUUUUCCGCAGUGAACUCAUACAUCACAUCCUUUAUUUUGGCAAGGCGUUUGGACGUUAUACAAGCGCCAGUACUUUUUUCAUGGUGCAACUGCCCUUAGAGGCUUUCCCAUUCAGCCCAAAAGUCAUCAAGAUAUGGAGAGCAUAUCUCUGAAUCGGCUAGUCUUUUAUCGCCCGGUGUAAUUAAGUAGGAACUAACAGCCUUAAAAUCUUGACAAUUAUGAUGUGUGAUCAGUGACAGAUCGAGCCAUAAAAUUGUCUUGAAGAGUUUAAAAUGGAUUAAUAGCCAUGAUGUUUGCGACAUUCGUAAAUUAAAAAAGUACGCUAGAAGUUUCUAAGUCUUUUUACUAAUGGCUUAUAUGAGUAAAUGACUGUUAGUUAUGGCAGAAGGCCGGAGCCACUGAAUUCAGUCAUUUGUACGACGACGCCGAAACUAAAUUUUAUCGAUUAAAAAGGAAAACAUUGUCAAACAACGAGUAUCUUGAUAGUCAGCUAGUUUUUCCUCUAUAAUAAAUAGCAAGGGCCAACAUACAAAAGAAAGGUGCCGGUUCCUGAUGGAUCUAGUCAGCAAAAUGUUUUUAAGCAAACAUGUAUUUAAAAAAAGCAAGUCUGACUGUACAGCUACGAAAUUAAAGAAAUAUAAUCUCAUAACUGUACAGUCAACCUUCCUUUUCCGCUCGGCUUUUUUUCAACACCAGUUUUGGCUUUCAAUUCUCUGCAAUUCUCAAUUUUCGGAAAUUAAAUGGGUGCUCCCGGCGCCCUACGGGUAGCCUUCCUGCUCGGUAGCUUGAUUUAUUAAAAUGAUCAUCCUCAAUUUCCAAACUUAAAACAACAUGACCUCAGGUAAGUACUCUGAGCUCAGUAGCCGGUAUUGGUUUCAAUGAUAAUUUGUUUUUAAGUCUCACGCCUUCUAAUAUACACCCACUGGGGACUAGAACAUUCUAUGAACCGUCGUACAAAGUUUAAUAUUCACAUAUCAAACUUCUUAUUCUCAAAGCCUAUCACCACUCUAAAGGAACUAUUAUAAUAUAGCUGAAAACUCAUUUCAUAACGAUGGGAAACAGAACCUGAUUUUAAAAUUAUUUACUUUUACUCUUUUUCUCUACUCAUCGCAUUUGAUUCAGUUUACUUUAAUAGCGAUUUUUAAUCUGAUACUGCGUUUAUCAAUCUCUCUGGCAGUCGUUUUGGCGAAGUUUCUUUGUGAAAUCAAAAUUGAAGAAAACCUGUAAAAUACCUGAUUUAAUUUCAAAUCAUCGCAAGAUUUUAUUUCCUCACUAACAUAUACAAGUCUAUCUCCCUUAUCCGUCUUUCUUCGUAAUAAACUGGAAAAAUCGUUUUACAUGUAAAUAUUUUCAAACGCCUCGGGGUUAUAGCCUCGACUGCACACUAGUUUCAGCGGUUCUCUUGGCGAAUACGACUUAGAUUUAUCUUUGAAUGCAAUUACUUAAAGGUAAAUAAAUCGAGUUUAAAACCAUUGCAGACUAAAUAUUGAUAUUCUCUCUUAAUUAUUAUAUUACAAUGAGCCGAAUUAACAAAGAGUGUAUUUAUAGAGAGAGGAAUGAAGAGUUUUAUCCACAAGACAAAGAUUUAUUGUGAUAAAUACGUCAGAUUAUUGUCUGAAUUUGUUCUUCUUCCUGGUGUUUGAUUCUCCUUUUAUGGUCAUGUAAAACUGGCUUUUAUGUUCCUUUCAAAUUGGACAUUUUGGUUCAGUCCAAAUUUUGGGGACUAUUUUCCCUACCCUGUUACAUGUAUGCACUUCAAUCGAUUAUUAAUAGUUCCAUUUUUGGAAUAUAAAAGAAUAAAAUGAAAGCUUAUUACAAAAGUAACUCAGCAAAAAUUUUAAAGCCUUUUAAAACGUUUACCUUUUUAAUAUAUAUUUUUAAACAAAAAUACCUUCCUCAUGAAAAAUGUACACCUAUCAUUAAACAGUUUAUUUUCCACAAAUCACGUUUGCCUUUUUGCUAUAAACACCACUGUUGCGGCGUCAUUAGCCACGUUAGUUCAACACAAUAAAACACAAAACGGUUGACAGCUAGAGUAAUUAAGUUCCUAUUUGCAUAUGUAAAAUGCGAAAUAUUUUAGAUAUCAAGAUAAAAAAACUCACCUGCCUAACAAAUGCUUUUAUUGCAUAAGGUUGUGUGUGUGGAGGGAAGUAAAUUGUUGUGUACGCCGGGUGUUGAUUUUCAACGGUAGUCUGGGGGCCUUUGAAACAGUAAGUAUGUCUUAAUACCAAGUUAACUGAUUAUGAACAGGUGCUUUCUUAUCAUGCAAACCUUCCAAGAAACAAACCCAGAACACCUUUUGAAUAACUUGAAGAAAUAACGAGAUCAAUAAUCGUUGAGAAUCAUAGACUCCGUACUUAAUUUAACGCCUCUAUAAUAACACUGGCCUGUGUACGCUUUGCUACUUAACAUACGAAACUUGUACGACUUCUUAUGAAAGUAAAAUCAUACUACAGUUCAUGACAGCUAUACUCAAAAAGGUAAAUUCUUGAAUUAAAAGAAAGAUUAUAGUGAGAUCAGUUUUACUGUCCAAAAUGGUCCUAACCUACUGAGUCAUUGUUCAACUGCGUGCCGCAUAGUGCGUUCUGAUCUCACCCUUACGGUCUGCGAAUUUCGGAGCAGGAACUCGGGGCUAUCCUCAACACUAUUUUACGAAAUCAAAUUUUGAAACUAUCGGUGCAAACGUUUACCAAAGUGAUCAAUUUAAUUAAUUCAAUGCAAUUUUUCGUUAGCGACCUGGCUUUUCAGCCAAUGACAGAGCUGCAAGUUAAGCAGGGACCUAAUGCAACUCAACGGCAACAAGAACGUUAAAAAGAGAUGUAGGUUUAAAAAGUGCGGUGCUCGUAUUGUAGCACACUUUUUAGUACUUCUCUUUGCCGUCUUUGCACACGACUACGAAGUGAAAUUGUCCAGUUCCUAGUUUUAUCGAGAACGUGAGCAAACGACGGCGAAUUUCUCUUUAGUUCAUCUCGAUCUUUUUGAACGUCGACGUUAGUCUCGGCUCUCCAAGUCAAUGAAGCUCAACCAGUCAAGACUCUGUGUCAGCAAACAUGAGCUGUCUACGUUUAUCAUUACAAAAGAGAAAGUAGAUACACUGCAGGCGCUUUCCAAACAAGUUGGCGCAGCAUUCGAGAUCAAAAGAAAUGCAACAAUGUUGUGAGUUAAAACUAUUGGUUCUCCCUACACAUGUCUCAUCAUCCCCAAAAAGUGAAAAACGAUGUUAUAACUGUUUAAAUGUUCACGAUUUUUUGCCAAAUCAAUAAUUUGAAAUCUCUCGUUUUUAUCAAAAAAUCACAUUGUUACACUUUCUGUUUCCAGUGUUGAAUAUAGAUAGAUGGCCACCACGUUUUCUUUUCCCAGCAAGCUACCGAGUUAAAACACUCUCUAAAUGUCAAGAAAAUGGCCUCUUUAGUUUCUGUUUCUAACGCUUUUCAUGGUUUCACCCUCAAUCAGGAUGGCACCAAUACUAUACUACUUCCGAGAUUUACCUCGAAACCGAUUUUAUACACGAAACACGCAAACAAGCUCACGAAAUUUCACCCGACGACUUGAUUCCGGGCGUUCAGAUGAUGGGGUGACGCACGGUGCCGAGAAGAAAUUCCACGUAGCCCUUCUCUAUCUUAGUACAGGCCAGAUUGAUUUAACAGGCGUUCCUUCCUUUAUGAACCUUCCAAAGGAUUGUAAAACCAUUAAAAUGUUUAAACCUGAGAAUUGUAACGAGGUGUUUUUAAUACAGACUGGUGGCUGGUAUUAAUUUGCUCCGGAAUUUGUGCUGCGUGUGUGCCAAGCGAUUGAAAGGGCGCGGUCCCCUGAGGUUAUAGCCGAGGAAAUAAGCUUGGGUGGCAGAGAAGAGAGCUUAAUUUAGUAGAUGUGUCACGAAAUUCGUCGAAAUUCAAACAGUCGAAACCGCCCUAAAACUGGGUUUAACACAAAAAUAACUUGUCCAAACAUGAAGAAAAGGUAUGAAAAGCACAGCAAAUAAAAAAGAAGCCACAGAUGGCAAACUUGAAAAAAAAUUAAACGGAUUGAAAUUGCUUCCGGGUCACGAUCACGUUCAGUUUGAUAUCUUUUUAAAAAGCUGAAAAGUGCCGUCAUCGCAUCAACUAAAUUCCAAAAAUGAUGGUCCAGUUUUGAUCCUGAAGACUCUAUUCAGCCGUUGAAACUGUUUCCUGUCGCUGUUGCUACGGAUGGCAAGGAUGGACCUGGAUUGAAACUGUUUUAAUGCUUUGCCUGCUAAAGUUAUCAUCAGGACUUAAGCAAAGAAUUGACCUGAAAUAGCAACAUCCUCGGUCGACGUUCUCAAAUAAUUUCAAAAACAGUUUUUAACACCAGUCUGUCCUUAGGGUGCUAAUGUUAUAUAAUUUUGAACAGGAGCAGUCCUGGAGAGAUUAUAGAGAAAGCUUGCUUUUGCAUGCCGCCAAGCGCUACAGGUUGUCGCUAAAGUACGAAGGAAGUGCGUGGUGGAAUACACGCGCGCAAAAUUCUAGAACCGGUCAAACACGUACUUCAUGAAAUCGAUUGUAUGUGUGUGGCAUUAACGUUCCUGUCUCGGGUCUCUAUCGUGACUUCACCGGAAAGACAGACAAACAAACAAACAAAACAGUGAAAAAAUGAAAAACAAAUACUGAUAAUAUUUUCGACUUCUUUAAAACACUGGACGAUAUGUUUGGGCAGUAGUUUUUCCUACUUAGUCAAUAUCACCUAGGAGUGAAAUUAAUAUCCUCUUUUGCUGAGGCGCCAGUGUCAAAUUGCAGGGGCACCCAACGGCAAUUUUCGGGACAAUAUCUGUUCGGAAGACGAUUUGAGAUCAAGAAUUUUCGGAACAUUUGUUGUAAAAUUUCUUGCUUGCCUGCCUCUCCUAGGAUUUUCGAACAUCUACAAAAUGGUAUAAUUACCCAUUUUUAACGGAUUUUGACCCUAAAAAAGGCCACCUAGAACUUUCGGGAGCCUUUUCCUGGCUGAAAUUUUCGAGAAGGUAAGUUUUUAUCCCUAUAAUUUUCGGAUCACUAGACUUUCAGCUAGGAAAUACGAACAGAUGAAAAGUUUUUAGGGGAUAAAAAUAUGCCUAUAUCUUCCGUUUGAAUACUAAAAUACGUUCAACAAUGCUAUGUUAAGUGGUUUUGAACUAUAUCCUCGUUGGGUGCCCCUGAAAUUGACGAGAAGUAUCUCAUCCUGAUUACACUGACUUCGAGAGCAACAUCCCGUCAUGGCAGGAGUAUCAAUCAAUGUCAUUGAGUAAACAACUGGUUUCAGCUCCCGCUCCUGCUCCCGGCUAAGUUUCUGUAUUCUUCUGAUCUCACCUUAAUAGCGAUCGUCAUUUCCUCUGUGACGGAUGUCGUAAAACUACUUUCUUAUAAACAACUCUCACUACCAAGAGUUUGCCAAUUGGUUCAACAACUCAUUAAAAACCACAAUAAGGUUCCAAUAAGCCUAGUAGGCUGGGUUCAAGUGAUUAUAUGCAGGAAAUAUCAUGACGAAACCGAAUGCUGUCACCUACGAAGGUUGAAGGACGGGGUGAAACGCCAGUUUCUGCUUAAAAUAAGAAUUAAACGAACAAACUCUUCCGCUGCCGUAAGCAUUUAACAUUCCAAAAUCAUAAAAUAGCAAAGUUACACGGAUUGGUUUCAUUCACAGACUCCAGGGCUAGUGCCACUUAGAGUACCAUUCACACACAGUACCCGGCCGAACAACUACCUCUCUAAUGCAAUCUGAAACCGAGCUAAAAACAGUCGUAAUUUUUUCUUAUGCAAGACCAAAAGACUGCUGCCUGUACUCUAUACCCAGGGGUGAUCCUUAUAAUGGCCUAUAUGGGGGGGGAGGGGGGGCCUAUAUGGGGGGGGGGGGCUCCGCUCGAAAGGCCGGGUACCAUUUUCACGCUCAGGCGCAUAAAAAAGGGUAGAGAAUUUGUUAGUUGAAGCAUAUGAAAGGGAAGGGGAAUCUUUUCUUUUGUCUGGAAUAAAGGCCAAGAAGGUCUUACAGAUGCAUUUCAUGGCUUUGAAAAAGUCGAAAAAACGUUCUGGCUUUGUGAUUUAUUCAUAUUUUUUUAAGACAGAGCAUAUUGAAAGUUAAGGGAUGCAAAGUUCUUAACUUUCUAGGUGUGUGAAAAGGGUACCAUUUGUCGAUGGAAGGUAUACGAAAGGGGUACCUUUUUUGUCAAAUAUGGUUGGACCCAGUCAGUCCCCAACCCCCCCACUCCCCACUCCCACCCCCGCGCCAAAAGGAGGCUGCAUGAAAUCAACCUGUUUUCCUUUUUCGUACAUUGAACAUGUGCAUUUGGAAGCGAAAUCUUGUGAUCCUAAAAACAACGAUUACUUGGCAAUUUUUGGGUGAAUAUGCCAUUUCAGGUCACAGAUGUGUGAUGUCACGAUUUUAAUCAAAAUUUUAAAGUAGCAAAGGCUAAUAAACUUCACUGCGUGGUGUCUCUUAAGAGGUCCACAUUUUUAAUCUUUUGUGAGCUUAGCACCAUGAGCACAGCGGGAUUUGCCUUUUCUGUCGCUCUAGACAUCAAACAAGUGUUUUAUUAAAGUACAUUGUCUCGAUCACUUCUAAUUUCUCGCCCCAGUAGCUUCUCACCUCUGGUUGGCUGUGUGAAAAAAAACAACAACGCGCCAGGAUCACUUUGACGUUUAUAAGGUGAAAAACAAAAACAAUAGAUUUAGACAAGCGAUUCAAAGGACACGGCUGCCCUAUAAAGGAUGGGUCGCUAGCAGUUUGGACGAGAAGAUAUAAUAACGAAAACAACUCAAUCUUCUUGUUUGUUUUUCGCAUAAAACCCACGCGCUUUGUGAACAUUUCCGGAUUUUUUUCUUUUUUAAAUGCCUUGACCUUUAAAAAAAUGAAACAGCGAAUUCAUUGACAGCGGAGGAAAUAAAGGCCUAAAAGUGACGUAGGUGUGACAAUUGAGUGAUUUGUUGUAAGAAUUUUAAUAUUGUAUCGAACGAUGACAACAAGGUUCAGUUGUUUACAACGCCUGUCAAAUAAUCUACAAGGUUUUCACCAUAAAACUUCGUGCAGCGAAUGUUGGACAAGUAUUAAAUGAAGGUUUGUUUAGAUUAGUUGGGUAUAUGAUUCAUGCUAUUUUCUCUAGAGACCCUAAAAUUUGACCCAAUUAAGCAUUUUAGACGGUUAUCAGUUCAGAUUGUAUCUGGUUAAAUGUUUUCUAUUAAACAAAAACAAAACAACUGGCCAACUGUCGUGGCCUUAGUCUGUCUUGUCUCUUGUAACGUGUUGUUAUUAUUUGGCUUCCUCUUAAAAUACACCAAUCAGUGUUUUAAAAAAACUUGACGAGACUUAAUGCUAAUUGUAGUAAAACUCACGUCAAAGUCUCAGGACAUUUGUUUUUCUUUCAAUGUAGGCUAGAUGUUCCCAGCCCGCCAUGCCAAACAACAGAACAGCAAAUGCAGUGAGGCCUGGUCUGAUCGUAGAAUCUCUCUUCUUCGCUUUGCUAAGUCUUGUCAUUUUGGCUGGAAAUACUCUGGUUUGUACGGCGAUUUACAGAAACCGAAAACUCAGGACUAAAACAAACUACUAUUUGGUUUCUCUGGCUAUUGCCGAUAUCCUGGUGGGAGUAUUUUCAGUACCUUACUGGGUCUAUUUUAGAUUAGGUAAGUAACACCAAUUAUUUAACGCAUGGUAGCAAGUAAAAGCAGAGAAAACAGUGGCCUUACUAAUUUUUUAUAUACAAAUCUGGCAACUAUUCUGGUUUGUUAAACGGUCUGUCCAAAUAUAUUAAAGAAUGCUACAGAUCGGCGAUCAGUCUUAUCACACGUGAUAUUUUCUUUGAGUUGAUCCCGAUUCGAAGACAGGGGCGAUAAACACAUUACGAAAUCAGUCAGAUAGAAUUACUAGCGUUAACAACUUCAUGUGCUUUCUUUGCGCGUUGUAAAAAUAACCGGCUUUGGUUGCAAAUCUACAUCAUAAACUUCAUAUACAGAUCUUAAUGAUGCUCGAUGGCCGGGCUCACCAGACCAGCGAUAAAUUUCUCAUAAUUAACUUAAUAGUGCGGAAAAGAUGCUUUUAUUUCGUAUAAAAUUCGGGAAAUUGCACCAAUUUUCAGACUUGAAAAUCUGCUUGCCUUCGCAUUUGCUAGACUUUUGUGUUGUCAAUAUAUCACCGAUAAAUAUACGUAGCAAUAUUAAACAGCAGGGUUCAGUGUAAUGCCAAAAACAAUCUCCAGUUCACGUGCAGAUGCAUACAUAUAGGAUAUCUCCCUUUUCGCGUGACGUUUUGCUACGUUAAGAUUAACUAGUUCCUAAUCGCGUGACUUCCUUCGCCGAGAAAUUUGUAACCAGAACAUUGAAGUCUUUAUAUCGAGAUUUGCAAAUAUCCCAAGUUUUGGGCUAAAUAUAAAACAAACAAUGAGAACUUGUUUGCCCAAAGUAUGGAUCUCCCAUCGCGCGGAUCCUCAGUUCUAAAGUCUUGUUGUGAUUAAGUGUUUUAGUUCAAGUCAAGGCAAUUGAAAAUAAUACUUUGUUGGUCCAUAAAGAGAUGAUUGAAGCGAAAGGAAGUUUCCAAAAAUUUGAGUAAAGAUUUGCUAAAGCGACAAGCGGACCAGUCUUUCCGUUUCGCCUUGAGCACUGAUCCUGUCUCGGAAAAAUGCCGUUUGUUCGGCUUCCCACAGGAAAGAAGGCGUUAAUUACCUCUACAAACUUUUUUUCAAUUCUAGAAAGUUAUUUUUCCAAGAAAAAGUGCCAUUUUAAGGGGAAGGAUUAAAUUUGACAAAGAAAAUUAUUACUGAUUUUUUGGACGAGUGUAGUCAUUGAAUCACGAGAAUCAAUUUGAAUACCACGGAGCAUAAACAAGUCAGUAUGAAAAUCAAUCUGAUUACACAACAACAUGUCACCAUUGGUAUAUUGAGAAAAUGAAUUUUUCGUCCGAUAUGAAAAAGUAAACCACUAUUUGGCAGUGAUUAGCAUGGCCUUGCAAACGUUUUCAGAAUACUCAAUAUACUAAUUUCUCAGUAUAUUCUAUUCAAAAUGUUCCAGUAAUUGAAAAGCUCGCCAUGGGCACAAUGUUAAACAGAGGGCAGAUGUUAUAUUUGAAGGACUCCAUUGUUGCUUAGUACCAGCAAACUGAGCGAUUUUUCAGUUUUCCAAUAUAAGCUUUCAGAUACGCAGAAAACGCCAACUAUAGGACGCUUCUAAGUACGUCAACUGUGUUCCAGAAACAUAAAGCCGGAGAAAAUGUCUUUUGUUACGCCAACAGUGUCUCCGUAAAGUUUACACUCAAUGAUCGGAAGCCCAUUCGCGAAAAAAUCAAAUAAAUCUCUCUAUUGAUUUAACUCAGUGACGACACUGGCACCUAUUGCAACAAAACAAGUCAAAUGUAAACAAAACGGCCUUCUUUGUAACUUCGAAAAUGGAUACAACAACUGAAGAAAUCGAUUAGGGAUCAUCGCCAUCGCAGUAGUGUACUAACGGGCCAAGCGAUUGAUGAAAACGCCCGUAAUGCGCGAGCAACUUUCUUACCUUUUUGCACAAUCCUUACAACAGAGCCUGUCCGCCCAAUACUUUUUCCUUCAUUAUCUUGUUUUUGAUUUAAGGUUUUUUUUUAACUGAGAGGAAAGAGGGAAAAAAAUAACGUAUACCACGACUUUGUCUACGAGUCCACGGGCGUUUUAGGGUGGAUUUCCACUGUCGCGUGUUUUUUUCGUAACGCAAAUUUUAAGUGCGUAAAUAAAAUAAAGGCAAUGUAUGAAAGGUCGACGCACGUAAACGUAAGACUUGAGCGGGGUUCAACUUUUACGUUUACGCGCGACGUUCCAGCCUCUAUUUUAUUCACGCGCGUAAAAUUUACUUGCGUAGGCACCUGAAAAUUACGCGACAGUGGAAAUCAACCCUUACUGGCAUUCAUCACAUUUUCGGGGUCCAAUUCACUUCACAUUGUGUAUUUCCAGCCUUUUAAAAAGCUCAUUAAGGAAAAGCUAGUAAUGUAAUAAGGGCGAGGAAUAUGGAGAGAUUUCUUUCGUCAGUAUUAACACACGUAAUUUUGCGCUACAUGGGAACUCGAAUUACAAAAGUGCGUUGAAAGCGGUGGUUUUUCUAAGAUGUAGGACAACGAUCAUAGUGUUUACUUGUAACCCUACAAAUUAAGAACUGUCCUAUAGCCUGCUUGCAUUUCCUCAGGAUUGUUGCGCACGGGGCAAGCAUGACACGUGCACGUGCGAGCGCAGGUCCUAAUUAGUAAUAGAGGAGGGCGGAAGAUUCCAGAAGGAGGAACAACCUUACGUCGGGUUUACAUGAAGAAAUUUCGGCCCGUGUGGUUACAAGAAGAGAAGGAAUUAAAAAUGGCGGGCGACAGUAACAAAAAUGCAAUUUGAGCCCUUCUGGUCUUUUUAAGAGUCCACAUUAGCGAGGUUGACGUUCUAUGAGAAUCUGUUGAUUGGGCAAGAAACGAGUGUUCGUUGGCCGCAUUAACGGCUGUCCGUAUUAAGCGGGUUUAAUUUAGAGAAAAUGUAUGAGCUUUUCCCAGGAACAAAGAAACUGUCUGUAAUAACGAGCUUUCCGUAUUAAGCUGGUAUCCUUAAAGCGGUGUUCGACUAUACCUUUCAGCAGAAUAAAGAAGCUUGUCAGUGCUAACGCCAAACGAAACUUUUGGCCUUUAUCAGUUGCCGUGGUUACCCUGACUCAACGACCCGCCGCCAUUUUCCCCUGGUUUGUCCCUAGUACUCGGAUAGCGAAAGCAGUUUACACGGCGCACAAACCUUCCUACCUCUCAGCAUCGAAUCAUAGCUCUAGGCACAAGUACAACCCUAGGUCUUUGCAUGUAAACUGAACGCAGGAAACAUAUGGCGCUAGGAUGAUCCGCUUUCUACGAUCUUCCUGGUGCUAGGAUCUUCCUCCCUCCAUGUAAGCAACCCCUAAAUAUGAAGCAGAUUUUCAACCAAUCAGAAGCACUACCCAGAUAUGAGUUUCUGGGCUCGUCCCUCAGACGUCGUUGAGCGGGGAAAACAGCUAAAACAAUCGCGUCGUAAAAUAUUGGCUGUUUUCUCAGGCUAGAUGCCUAGAAGACUAACUGGAAAGAGGCAGCUUGCUUGCUAUUUGCACCUAGAAUCUGAACUGCCCUUCUCGCCGGGGCCAGUAGUAUAAAUGUUAAUGUCAGGCGUUUAUCUGCUGCACUGUAAGUUGUGAUUCUGUGUUUGAGUGGAGUUCAAGUGAAGAGUUUGAUGAAGCUGAACGCCAUGUAUGUUAUAGUUAGCUUUUAGCUGUCGUGACCAGCAACAUUGCAUUUUAUACAACUUGACCCUGGCCUUUCCACUUAGGAAAGUGUACUUUUUAAAGCAACUUCACCCUCGGGCCUUCCCACCAGUUGUUGUUUAGUCUUGCGGCUUCCGCCAUGAGAGGCUUUUAAUAUCAAGUGGUAUAUAUAUAUGAAUGGUUUACAAGUGUGCUCAGUUGUCUUCCAAAGCAUUUUGAUAAAAUCAAACAAGUUUAACUGCUUAGACUAUAAGGAUUGACAAAUUCAAUGAUUCAGUGAAGUAAUUGAAUUUGUGGUGAACUAUGAAUCCAGAAUCAACAACUUUUCUUUAAUCUUGUGUUUCAAUCGCCUUUCAAAGGCGGAUGUUUUAGUAAGAAAGGGAAGGGUUACUUAAGGAUGUAAAGGUCGAUAAAGAUCAUCUUUCUUCGUAAAAAACAAGCAGCCAUUUGAUAAAUAAUUUGAUUAGGACGGAUGUUGAGUUAGUAAAUUUAGCAUACGAAUUUAGCUAGGAAGUUAAUUUCAUAUGAGCUAUUUCUUUACAAGCUUAGCCUGAUCUGAAACAGCCUAAUUGAACGAACUAUCAAUUAUUCGUUAGUCUACCCUUUCACGUUGCAGAUCACAAUUAUAUCAUGACCUGAAAACAGGCGUUCAGGUCUUCCAAGUGAAAAAAACCGUGCUUUUCUACAAGGAAAGACCUUAGGUAUUACUUUCAACCUACAUUUACCCAUAUCUACAAGAUAGAUGCCCCUUCUAAAACUAUUUCGUCUACCAGUCACAUUGAUUAAGAUCAUAGUCAUCUCAAAGUAAAUCCAGCGGCUUUGAUGGUCAUCGGCAGGAGCUUGCACAUAAACUACUUAGACAAAACUUGUUAUCAAGUCGCCUACUAUCUAAUACCUUGUAUUAGGGACCUUUAGAUUAGAUUGCAGGUAUGAGGUAAUAAAGCCAUUUUUGGCAUCUUACUCAGAUGAACAGAUACAAAUCAUAAAUAUUUCCAUGUGUUCCAGGAGCAACAAUUAGUCGUCUGUCAUCUUUGAACUGAGUAGUGCAAGUUCUAGUGCAAGCGCCUGCAAGUUCAGGCGCCUUAGGUAAUAUUAAUGUCACCGACAGCAAUCUUGCCACUAAAAUUUCUUUAAUCGUUAUGUGGUGGACAGGAACUUAGUAAGGGGUGCGAGUGUCGUGGAAAUAAAGUUCUUUGAAAUUUUAAAUCAGUCAGUGACUCGCAAAUCAAACUGAGGUCGCUAUUCUCUCUUGCGAAGGAGACUUUCUAAGGCCUACUGCAAACAAUGGGCUAUUGUCAUGCCUACCUCAAUUCAUAAAUUAUAAAUACAUUAGAAUACAUUUAAAAGCUCACUAAACCGCCUUUUAUUUUUAAGUUUCGUUUUCCGUAACAGCUAUUUUAUUCUUCUGAGUUAAAUUCAAAGCCUGAAACCACCUCUAGCUCCAGUAGCGCUAUAGUCGUGCUACAGUUGAGGCAGUUUAGAAGACUUAGAACGGCUGUAACACGACGGGCCACGAGAGGGGCCACGAAUUCAUUAGUGUUUUUACUACUGUCAAGUGUCACCCACUAUAAAUAAAGCCUUUACUACUCUACUAAUACUACGACGACGUCGUGUGAAACAGGCCUAACUCGUUCCCGGCACCUUCUACAACUUCUUUCACCCGUCCUCUAGAAUGUGUACGCCUGCCUCGUCGUCAGUCGCCCGCUGGCUAUCGUUUAUAUGGGUGUCCAUGUCCCGUUCUGAGUUCACUCUCUCCGCUUACGCUUGGAAAAGCCUGUGUAGGAGGCAGACAGGACAUAGGUAGUAACGAAAGCUGUUCAGGGCGUGAAGAAUCCUCUUUCUGUAUCUCGCAAUUUGUGUGAUUCGAGUAGGUAGUUUUUCUGUUAGCACUAAGCGUCAAACAAAAAUAAUAAUUAAGUAAGCGGGUAAAGUGACUUUAUUUUACGAGGGGAAUACACAACAGUGACAGCAGCUACUGAUAAACUUGUGGUCCUUUAAAUUGUCGUUUCCAUAAGGGACGGACUAUUAGAACAGUUAGGGGAAGGGUGGGUAAUUUUCGAGGCGCAUGAAUUUUUUUAGGCCUUUGUAUGAAUAUUUUUUAAGGGUCAUUUGGCGUGCAUGACUUUUUUCCUUUUAAUUUUCCCUUACGCGAAUAUUUUUUGUACUUCGCCCCCACCCAUAAGCUUUCUACUAGUCCGUCUCUAAGCUUAGGACACUCACUUUCCCUAUAGAGGUAGAGUGAGGUAGAGUGCAAAGAUGGAAUUCAUGAUUACUAAUGAAUUUCUGUCUGUCUCUCUUUUUUAAUGAACAGUCAAUCCUGAUAUGAGCACUGGCACAGAUACAACGGCCUACAAAGUUUACAUUGUUUACGACAUUUUGUGCGGGACGGCGUCCGUCAUUAAUCUGGUCAUGAUCAGCCUAGAACGUUGUAUUUCUGUCACACAACCCGCGAUACACCGGAACUUGUCACGCACCACCAUUGUCAUAACUAUCGUGGGUGCGUGGAUAUAUGCCCUCGUGGUCGCAUGCGUCAGUCAAGUGAAUGGAUCUUAUCUUAAAUGGUAUCCACCGUUCGUCAGUACUGCUAGCUUUUUCUUUCCUUUGUUCAUCAUACUAAUCGCGUACUCUUUAAUUUACAAAGUGGCUCAAACAAGAGAACGCGCGAGACGAUCGCGAUCUCUCGCGCGAGAAAUCCGCAUUGCAGUGACUUUGGCAGUGGUGAUAGGAGCCUUUGUAGUUGCAUGGCUGCCUUUCUUUGUCACGUUGAUGGUAAUUUAUACUUGCAGGACAUGUGAAAUAAACUUCUCCAUUAUCGUCCCCCUUACCAAGUGGAUGCAUUACAGCGGUUCAAUGGUUAACCCGGUCAUAUACACGCAUCGAAAUAGAGAUUUUAGGCAAGCUUUCACUAAAAUCGUGCUUUCUUGUGGAAAAAAGCACAUAAAUAACUUGUCUCAACCUUCCAAAGCUGGCGCAGUGGUGACUGGAAAUUUUGCGUCAAUCGUAAAGGAAAGCUCUUUGUCAGGAAGUGAUGACAACAACGUUACGCUCGCGCGCACCAAACGAUCAAGUAGCUACACGCUUGCGCAGGAAACAAACGGUCAAGUGAUUCUUACUGGCUACCUCAACAACGAAACCAUAGCUUAA
This is a messenger RNA of Porites lobata, 21748 nucleotides long. The record is from the annotation of a GenBank genome assembly. NCBI's taxonomy places the organism in Eukaryota, Metazoa, Cnidaria, Anthozoa, Scleractinia, Poritidae.